Messenger RNA from Didymodactylos carnosus, 1350 nucleotides. The record is from the annotation of a GenBank genome assembly. NCBI's taxonomy places the organism in Eukaryota, Metazoa, Rotifera, Eurotatoria, Philodinida, Philodinidae.
AUGGCAACAUCAUUUCGAAAAUGUGAAAUUGAUGAAUGUAAAAGAAAUAUAGCUGCCCUCUGCCGUCAUUGUAACAAAGAUGUAUGCAAUAAACAUUUCAAUGAACAUUCGGAAGCACUCAGAACAGAAAUUUAUCCGAUAACUGAUCAGAUAAAUGAGUUGGCAAACAGAAUCCAUGACUUAAAUCAUGCUUCUAUAACUGAACAAUCUUAUGAUAUAUUAUCCAAAUGGAAAGAUGAGUGUCAUAAAUUAAUCAAUCAAGUGCACGAUAUGAGGAGGCAAGAAAUUGAUAGUUUUGUAGAGAGAAAUUUUGUUAAACAAAAAAAUGAGCAAGUUAAAGCGAUUAAUAACCUCAAAGAAGAAAUAAAACUAAUUAUUCGUGAAGAUGACAUUACCCAAGAUCAAAUCGAUCAAGUAAAACAGACUUUACGAAGUAUUCAAAAUACUUUUGAAGAAUUUAAACAAAAUUCUAUUCAUAUCAAAACGAAAUCAUUAAAAAUCGACAGAGAUUGUAUUCUUAUUGGCACAAGCACAAAUACGAUCGUUGCAGAAAAGUUACCCAUCUCAAAGAACUUAAGUUCUAUAUUUAUUGGAAGCUCGCUGUUAUCUCGAAAACAACAACUAACGCUAAACGAAUUCUAUGGUAAUGUAAAUCAAAAGUGGCAAUUAAUUUAUCAAGCAACAAGAGAUGGUUUUAAUCCAGAUACAUUUCAUCGUCUUUGUGAUAAUAUUAGUCCAACCAUGACCAUUUAUCAAUCUAACAAUGGAGGAUAUCUGUUUGGAGGUUAUACAAAAGCAAUUUGGAAUAUCCAUCCAUCAAUGCUACGAGAAGAUUCAACAGCGUUUUUGUUUACACUAACAAAUCCACAUAAAAUUCCACCAACAAAGUAUAAGAUUAAAGAUCAAGGAUGUGCUUCAUAUAUGGCACAUAAUUAUGGUCCUACAUUUGGUGGCGGAAUUGUCAAAGGCAGUGAUAUAUUUAUUCUCAUGAAUGAAACUUGUAGCCACACUGGUGAAGCUUUGCUAAAUGAAUUUGAAAAAAUAAUUUCAUCAGAUUAUAAUAUUGAAAACAAACUGGUACAACUGGUAACCGAUAAGGCUGCUAAUAAUGUCAAAGCAUUUAAAUAUUUGAUAGUUCCUGGUUUUGAGCAUUAUUUUGAAGGUGAUGAAGAUGAUGAUGAUGAUUCGGAAACAGAUGAAAAUAAUUUAAAUGAUAAUACUGAAAAUAUAUUUAACACAUUGGCCCAUGAUAAUUCUGUUAAUUUAUUACGUAUUCCGUGCUUUAGUCAUAAUUUACAACUUUUAGUGGCUGACGGUUUCAAAGAAUCGAGCUGUUUCUUCGUUGGUUAA